CAUGUCGCGGCAUGAAGAAACUAGGCACGCGACGUGCAGGUUCCAGGUGUCGCGACGCGAGGUGCUGCCGCGGCGUGGAGAAGCUUUGUGCCGCGGCGCGGGGCUGUGCCGCAGGGUAGAGUGGAAUGCUGGGCAUGUUCUGCUGAAACGCGAUAGGUGUCGCGCGUGUUGGCGCGGUGUGAAACAACAUGGUAGUGCUGCAGCGCGACGUGAAGUAAGCCUGGGCGUCUCUGUCGAUGUCGUGGCAUGUGGCGCGGUGCAGCACGCGCUCGGGGCUUGGGCAACUCGCACUUUUUCGUGUCUCGGGCUCGAUUGGGCUCGUCCGAACUCGAAAUUGAGUUCUGUUUUUUCUUGUAUGCCGCCACAUAGGAAACCCGAUCAUCAGGCUCCUACUCAGGCUACGGUAGUCGCUCAGUUCCGCGACUAUCACGCCGAAAAGUUCUCAGGGCAGGGAGAUCCCCGCAUCGUAGAUGAAUGGAUUCAGGGCUUAGAGUUUAUCUUUGAGGUUAUGGAAUGCCCCGAUAGGUAUCGCGUAGUUUGCGCUCAGCUUCAGCUCACUGGUGAUGCAAGGCUCUGGUGGAAUGCCUACUGGAGCAUGCGUCCUGGUGAAAAAGCGGGUUGUACAUGGGACAUGUUCAAGGAGCUAGUCCGCGAUAAGUACUACCCUUCCUACUAUCGUGCAGAGAUGGAGCGUCAGUUCUUAGCGCUUCAACAGGGCACUCGUACUGUUAAUGAGUACGAGCGAGAGUUCACUAGACUUGCAGCUUUCGCAUCGGACUUGGUUCGCAUGGAGGGCCAGAGAGCGCAGCGGUUCAUUGACGGGCUUUUCCCAGCAGUCCGUCACAACAUCGUAGGACACGGGACUCAGACAUACGCUCGUGACGUUUCUAUCGCCCAGGAGGUGGACGCUAGCAUCAGGAGGGAGGCAGUUCGUGAUCGUGCCCAGCCAUCUGCUCCAGUGCAACCAUUUGCAGCUCCACCAGCUCUACCAGCCCCUCAGUCGGCCAAGGAGAAGAAGAGGAAGGGAAAAGGUGCACAGACUGACCGGAGGACCCGACAGAGACAACAGCCAAUUCCACCGUGCCCGACUUGUGGUCGACUUCAUCGGGGAGAGUGCCAC
Molecule: messenger RNA, 1120 nt
Organism: Striga hermonthica
Lineage: Eukaryota; Viridiplantae; Streptophyta; Magnoliopsida; Lamiales; Orobanchaceae
Source: the annotation of a GenBank genome assembly